AUGAAUUUAAUACACUUUGUAGAAUUAGUUAAUUUUUACAACCGUAGUGAAGAAAAUAAUGAACGUGUUCCUAAACGAUUUAUUAGAGACAUGCAAAAUCCAAUUGAUUUUUAUGACGAUAAAGAAUUUUUUAACAGAUUCAGAUUUUCUAAAACUACAAUAUUGCAAAUGUUACGGUAUUAUGGAACUGGAAAUUUCCAAAUAGUUACUGGUGAUUUGGUUGGUAUUAGCCAACCAACUAUAAGUAGAUGUGUAAAAGAUAUUUCAAGAAUAAUAGCAAUCCCGACUUUUGUAAAGUUUCCUGCUACCCUAGAAGGAAAAAUACAUAAUCAAGUGUUUCGAUCCCUGAUUGCUGGUAAUUUCAAAAUAAUUUGUUCAUUAUGCUUUAAAUAA
This is a messenger RNA of Macrosiphum euphorbiae (potato aphid), 393 nucleotides long. NCBI's taxonomy places the organism in Eukaryota, Metazoa, Arthropoda, Insecta, Hemiptera, Aphididae. The record is from the annotation of a GenBank genome assembly.